Molecule: messenger RNA, 1396 nt
Organism: Arachis duranensis
Lineage: Eukaryota; Viridiplantae; Streptophyta; Magnoliopsida; Fabales; Fabaceae
Product: ribonuclease 2
Exons: 9
Coding region: 253-1107 (284 amino acids)
Biological process (GO): RNA catabolic process
Cellular component (GO): extracellular region
Molecular function (GO): RNA binding; ribonuclease T2 activity
Source: RefSeq, a predicted model, not a curated record
UAUCCGAAUCACAAAAUUGGAGGGAAGAGAGAAUAUUCCAAUUAGGGUGAGUUCCGUUCCGAGUUUCGUGCGAAACCUGGAUUCUCGAGAUUCGCGCAAUUCAAUUUUUUUUUCAACUUCACCAAUUGACUAUUUUCCUUCGAUCUUUUUCAUAAAAUAUCGCAUUCGAAUUCACGUUUUGCAUAUUCCGAUUGCAAAGCGCCAAACACAAACCAAACAAUUUUUAUUUUUUUUUAUUUUUCGCCAUUGACGAUGACUCGCUCCUCCGAUCGAGCUUUUCUUCUCCUUCUGCUCGUCGCCGCCGCCGCCGCUGUGGUUGUCACCGCCGAUAGUGGCUUCUCGGUGAUGGAAGAAGAUUUGGAUGAAAUUGAAAGCGUAGUUGGAGGAGGAUUAGGGAAGAAGCAGAGAGAGUUCGAUUAUUUCGCGUUGUCGUUGCAAUGGCCGGGAACUAUGUGCAACGGUGUCAAGAAAUGUUGCACCAAAAACGGUUGCUGCAGAGGCGCUGACACUCCUCAAGUAUUCACCAUACAUGGACUCUGGACUGACUAUAAUGAUGGAACAUGGCCAGAAUGCUGCGAUGGACCGAGUUUUAAUCCAAAAGAGGUAGAGGCAUUGCAGAGUGCUUUAGAUCGAUAUUGGCCGUCGUACAGCUGUAGCAAAACAUCAAAUUGCCAUGGCGGAAAAGGCACAUUUUGGGGUCAUGAGUGGGAGAAGCAUGGCACAUGUGCAAAACCUGUUAUCCUAGACGAAUAUAAUUAUUUCUUGAUAACGCUGAACCUCUAUUUCAACUAUAAUGUUACAAAAGUUCUAAAUGAAGAAGGAUAUGUUCCGUCUAAUUCAGAAAAGUAUCCAGUCGGAGGCAUUAUUGCUGCAAUUGAGAAUGCUUUCCAUCUAACUCCUUCAGUAAUAUGCCAAAAAGAUGCUAUUAAGGAAAUUCGACUAUGUUUCUACAAGGAUUUUAAGCCAAGGGAUUGCGUUCUUCAAACCAACCGAAUGGUUACUUCAUCAGAAUCCUGUCCUCAAUAUGUUAGCUUGCCAGAAAUUAAAUCAUUGGAGCAUGGCUAUGAAGAUGGACUUGAAAGAUCGGAAUUGGCUGCUGCUCUUUGAGGCCAUGGCAUGAUGCUUGGCAAAUGAACAAGGCCACAUGAAUAAAUGUGUUGAUGUUGUUGUACCAUUUAUGUAUUUGGAGACAGUUGGAUUCUAGUUUAGAACUGGAAGGUUGGUUUGAGACCUUAAACCACCUUAGGUUAGCCAGAAAAGUGAAAGAAAUGGAUGAAAAUUAUUAUUUUAUACAAUAUGGAAGCAGGGCUUUCAUCUGUUUCUUUGUUACAAUAAACCAUGUUGAUGUAUCACAAGCAAUUCGGAAUAAUAUACUUAUUCUAAAUUAGUAUCAUCA